AUGUUUCGAGUGCUCAAGGAGAUCUGUGAUGACAAGGAAAAGACAAAGGAGCAGGUGCUGGAGGUGACAGCCAGUGCCCGCUGCCGCGGCAAGGCAUCUUGCGAAGCCUUGGGGGAGCAUAUCAAAGCUUUCUCAGACGAGCUGGCUUCGAAUGCAGCUUUGGUUGGGGUGGAUGGGAAGGUGAAGAACCCGAAGAAAAAAAAGGUCCUCACCCCCGAGCAAGAAUGUGAUCGCAUGGUGGUCACACUCUUCAAGAAGAUUCUCAGCGAUGAAGGGAAGCUUAGUUCUCAGAUCGUGGAUCUGGGGAAGGUGCCGCACUCCGCGGAGCUCGCUGCAACCCUGGAGACGCACAAGGGCAGUGUGAAAGGCAUCUUGGAUGCCUUCGAUGUCGCCACGAAGGGCAAGGAGGGUAUCGACUUAGCUACGAAGAAGGCGGCGGCAGAGCAGGCAACAAAGGACAUGUCCCCGAUCCAGAAGGAUAUGAGAGAAGCUGCUCGCCGCAUCAAAGCGGCUGGCAUCAAACCCAGCAAGGAGUCGCAGAAGCAAGGCCGUGAUCAGCAAGAGCGACUGAGCAAUGCCUAUGCCGAGUACGCAGCGGCAUGCAGGGCGAACAGUGUGCGCUGCAAAGCUCCACCAUUCGAUCUCACUGCAAUGAAGGCCAAUCCUGCUACUGGGAAGUUUCCUACCUUGGCCCAGAAACAUUUGAGUGGAGCUGAGUCCAUAAUCCUGGUGCGCUGGCUGGCUGGGAAAUGUUGGGCUGUGGCUUCUGUUACACAAAGCCAGCACGACCUCUUACGUGCUGGCGUUUUCGUCGGGCUGGACCGACUUCGAUGCACCUUCGUGGAUGCAGGCUGUGUGCUGAGCCAGCAAGACCGAGAACAAGCUGAGUUUUUCAGUGAUUUAUAUCAUUGCUCUCUCAUGGGAGCCCUGUCCAUAUACAUCAGUUCUACCAGGCUAGAUUCAGCGGCAAGGGAAGUAUAG
Molecule: messenger RNA, 981 nt
Organism: Symbiodinium sp. CCMP2592
Lineage: Eukaryota; Dinophyceae; Suessiales; Symbiodiniaceae
Source: the annotation of a GenBank genome assembly